GAUACACUUUUACUAAGGGACAUAACCAUGUUAUUGACAUCAAAAUGAUUCUGGAUGAAUCGGAUUUGCAGUGAAAUAAUAUGAAUACGAUGUAAAAUUUUAUGAAACCAUGUAGUGGAAGGUGAAAGUAAAAGAUGACAUCGGUAAAAGUUGCUGUUCGAGUGCGGCCAAUCAACCAGAGGGAAAAUGACCUCGACAGCAAAUUCAUCAUCCAGAUGGCUGGGAAGAAAACCACCAUAACAAAUCUUAAGAUCCCAGAGCAUUCCCAGGAAGGGGACUCGGGCAGGGAGAUGAUGAGGCAUAAGGAAUUUACAUUUGACUUCUCAUUUUGGUCUGUCCUUAAAAGUGAUCCACAUUUUGCUUCACAAGAACAGGUUUUCCAUUGCCUUGGGGCAGAUGUAGUGACUUCAGCUUAUGAUGGUUACAAUGCCUGUGUAUUUGCUUAUGGACAGACUGGGUCUGGUAAAAGCUACACAAUGAUGGGAAACCCAAAUGAUGUGGGACUAAUACCAAGGAUUUGUGAGUGUUUGUUUUCAAAGAUGACAGAUGAAGACACCAAUUACAGAACAGAAGUUAGUUACCUAGAAAUCUACAAUGAGAAAGUCAGAGAUUUGUUGAAGCAACAGUCCCCAAAUAAAGAGAUGCACAGUCUGAGAGUGAGGGAGCACCCCAUUGAGGGCCCCUAUGUUCAAGAUUUGUCCAAACAUGUGGUCAAUGACUUCUCUGAUAUUAAAGAGCUGAUGGACAGAGGAAAUUCUAUCAGAACCACUGCCUCCACCAACAUGAACGAUGUCAGUAGUCGGUCGCAUGCCAUAUUUACCAUUGUUUUUACCCAGGCCAAGUUUAGUGAUGACAUGCCAUGUGAGAUGAGCAGCAAGAUUCACCUGGUGGACCUGGCUGGCAGUGAGAGAGCUGAUGCAUCAGGAGCGACAGGACAGAGGCUUAAAGAGGGAGCCAGCAUCAACAAGUCACUAGUCACACUGGGGUCCGUAAUCUCUGUGUUGGCGGAUAUCUCCACAAACAAGCAUGAGAAGAAAUCCUUCAUUCCGUACAGAGACUCAGUUCUGACCUGGCUCCUCAAAGACAGUCUCGGGGGGAACUCCCGGACCAUCAUGAUAGCAACAAUCUCACCUGCAGAUGUUAACUAUGGCGAGACAUUGAGUACUCUGAGAUACGCAAACCGAGCAAAGAACAUCAUCAACAAACCAACUGUUAAUGAAGAUUCAAAUGUUCGUCUCAUUCGUGAGCUUAGGGAGGAAAUAUCCAGACUGAAGGCGAUGCUUGGAGGAAACAUUGACAGCAUCUCCACUCCAAAAGUUCAGGAGAAGUUGCACGAGAAUGAGGCUCGAGUGAAAGUGUUGACUGAGGAGUGGGCGGGAAAAUGGAACGAAGCUGCCAAGUUACUGAAGGACCAGAAUGUGGCGGUCAGGAGGGAAGGAAUGGGGCUAGUCCUGGACUCCAAGCUCCCCCACCUGAUCGGGAUAGAUGAUGAUAUACUCAGUACCGGAAUCAUGCUGUACCACCUUAAAGAGGGGAGAACUUCAGUUGGAAGAGGAGAUGCUGAUGACUCUCAAGAUAUUGUGAUUGCUGGAGUAGACGUGGAGAGGUACCACUGCUGCAUAGAGAACAAUGAAGGGGAGGUUACUCUAUACCCAGUGGAUGAUGCCCUCUGUGCUGUCAAUGGGAUGGUGGUCGAUGAACCCACAAAACUAACACAAGGUGCUGUGAUUUUACUUGGAAAAACCAACAUGUUUCGAUACAACAACCCAGCGGAAGCUCAGAAACUGAAGUCAGAGCUGAAAAAUUGUGGUUUGAGCCUUUCCCGAACCUCUCUGUUGAGCAAAUCCAUGUCUGAUUUAUACAGAUCUACAGAAAACCUCUCCCUUAUGUCAGUGGGAUUUGAACUUGAGCAAGCCCAUAAUGAAGAAAUUCAGAAAAUAGAGGAGAAAAGGUUACAGAUCAACAUAAUGGAGAAAAAAUACAGCAAAGCUGAGGAGGAGCGUCAGUCCAAACAAUCCCAGCUAGAGAAGGAGCUGGAGGAGAAACAGUAUGAACUCCAGCGGCUGGAGAUCAGUCUCCAAAAGUACAAGCAGCAAAUACUGGACAGUCAGAAACACAAGACUGGACAUAUUGACGAAUUGCUGAAGCAGCUGGAUGAACAAGAGAGAAAGUUAAGGAAAGAAGCACAGGAAUCCACAGAGAAAUUGAAAAAGGAAAUCAAAGAAUUACAACAAUCUGCUAGCCUUAAGGUUGUUACCCAACAGGAACAAAUAAGUCAGCUGACAUCAGAAGAGACAGCCAUUGAAAAAGAAAUAGAAACAGAAUCAGAGGCACUGCAAAAGCAGAUCUCAGCCCAGCAGGACUGGAUAUCAACAAAUAAACAACUGUUUGAAAAAAAUGAAGUUCAGCUAACCAAGCUGCAAGAUGAUUUCAAUGAAAAGAGAAGUACUGUUUUGGAACAAAAUGAAGAUGUGAAAAAACUGUAUGAAAAAGAAAAUGAAAAAUAUUUGGAAGCAGAUGAGCAAUUCAAGAGAGAGGAGGAUGAAAUGAAAGCUAGAUGGCAACGCCCUCUAGAGGAUAUUGCAGCAUCCAAUCAAACAAUAGAAGAAGCAUGGCAUGACCUUAGGGAACACGAGGAAGAAGUGAGGAAAAAGUUGGCCCAGUGCCAAGAUGAUGAAGAGAGACACAAACUUCUGGAAGAACAAGAUGAAUUGGAGAAAGCUAGAGAAUUACUCAAAGAGGAGGAAGAAAUUACUUCUCACAAAGAAAAGUUGCUCUUGGACCAAAUUGAAAAAGAAAUGGAGAGGUUUGAGGAAAAUAAAAAUGAGGUGCUUAGAGAGUUAGGAUUAAAAAGGGACCAAGUUGUUGUGUCAAAGGAUGGAAAUUUAAAGCAAUUGCAUUCAACGUUACAAGAAAAAGAGUAUUCUACAUUGAAAUUGAAAAGAGAAGUGUCACACUGUGAACAUGAGGUAGAAAAACUUGACUCUGCCUUACAAAACUUUUGUGAAGGAAAAGAACACAGAUUAAGUGAGAUUAAGCAGAGGAAAAGAUCACUACAGGAGAAUAUGGCUUCCAGCAAGAAAAAGCAAGAAGACUCGCACACAGAGCUUGAAGCAAGAAUUGAACAAGUGGAGCAGAAUCUCCAAGAUCAGCUGAGAGACAUUGAAUCACAGAGAAAGAGAUUACUUGCACAGAAGUCAUCUGAAGUCUUAGAUGAGAUUGAAGAUCCCACACUGCAGAGUAAACUGAAGGAGAUGGAAGAUCUGAAAGUUAAGCUGGAGAUGACAGAACAAGAACUGGAAGAUAAGUGGAAGUUGUUUGAUGAGCAGAAAAAUUCUGAGCUGGACAGAAUUGAGUUUGAGCGGCUCAAGCUUCAGGAACUGGAGAAUCAAGAAAGGAUCAAUGCUCUGGUAGAACAGGAAGUGAAAAGACGGAUGUUUGAAGAAAAACGGCAGAGAGAAAAUCUGAGGAAACAAGAACGAGAGAAAGAAAAAUUUGAGAGAGAUUUAGAAAUUCAGACACUGAAAGAGCAGCACAGUAGAGAACUUAAACAGCUCAGGGCAAAAUAUGAGUCAACCCAAGAAUUAUCCAGGCAUUCUUCCAUGACGUCUCUACAAACUCGGUCUAAUCCUUAUGGAACAGGAUUGUCUCCUUCAAAUGGAUCCUCCACAGACCAUCUCUCCAGAACAAGGAGUUCCAGUUCAAUGUCAGGGCCAGGGUCCUAUUCUGGUAGCUUUCUAGAAUCAUUUCGAAUCAGAAUAGGCAUUCCAACCUACCGUCUCCAUGGUUACGGAUCAGAUGCUCACUUUGAGUAUGAAGUUAAGAUUGCUAUUGGAGAAGAUGUUUGGAGCAUAUACAGGCGAUAUAGUAAAUUUCGACAACUCCAUCAGGAUAUGAAAAAGAAAUUUCCAGAAGUGUCCCACUUAACUUUUCCACCUAGAAAGCUUUUGUUUAGUCGCUCUGAUAAAGUUGUUGCAGAGAGGAGAAAACUUCUAGAGGUUUACCUGAGGGGUCUAUUGUCCAUAUUUUUGCAGGCAUCAAGCUGUGAUCUUCAUCCUUCUAAGUGUAAACAUCUGACCAAGCAGGAUUUGUGUGAUUAUGAACCAUUUUUUAAAAGGGGUUUGUUUGAAACGGGCAAACACAGCACAACUUAAAAUACAGGGGACAUUCAGAGUCAGGAAUUUCAGCGUCUUGGCAUGUGCUUUGCUCUGUUUCUGACAUUGAAUACAUUAAUAUAUGUUCACUGUAGCUAUGUGAUCAUUGUUGCAUUGCCAUUUUAUUUUGCUAUAGGUUUGGUUACUAGUAUUUAGUUAUUACCAGUACCAAACUAUAGUUUUAUACCGUAAAUGCUUCUUGAACUUGUUGACACCGGUACUUUUUUAAUCUUAUGAAACUGUUUACUUGAACAAAUAAGGACAAAAAUUUUCUACAACUAUUGUAAAAAUUGAUGAUUGAGUGCCCACUCAUUACAUAAUACAUGUACAAUUUUAUGAGGCAAUUGUUGUCUAGAUCAAUCAAUAGAUUAAUGUUGUAAAAUUACAACCAAUAUCAAUUAUUGUUAUGUAGGCAGGAUUGCUGAAUUUCUGUUUUAUCACAUUGUGUUUUAUUCCUUCUCGAGUUCUUUCUUUAUAAAACAUCAUUUCACUGAAUCAGCACUCAGCCUUACGCUGAAAUAUAAAAUUAUGAAUUUCUCCCCUAACCUCAUACACGCAAAACUUUUCAGUAUCAGCUUAGAAAUGCAUGUCAUUAAUUGAUGAGAUCUUUGAUAAAUUUUAGUGGGCGUUUUCUUUAACAAUUUAAAAACAUGGUACAUGUUUUAGAGUAUGAAUUCUGGUGUUUUUUUUUAAAGAACUGGUGAAUUUAUUUAGAUCUUGAUGUGUUCCUGAAAUAGAAUACUCUAUAUUACAUGAUUAUUUAAUAUACAUUCCAGAGCAUUUAUUGAUCCAAUUUUACAUGUAUCAUACCACAUGUAUUAAAUAGCAUUAUCCUUUGCACUGUACACACAGGGUACUAGUGCCAUAACCCUAUUAAUUUGUGUGUAGUUCUGUAAAUAUUUAGUUAUUUAUGAAUUCCAGGAUACAUUUUGUGGUGCUUAAGCUUUAACAUUAUUUUAAAAAUAGUGGAUUUGUUUAUGAUUUCUUUUGUUGCUGCUGUAGUAAAAAGUUGUUUAAGUUCUAGUCUUUCAGUUUGGUUUCAUUUGAAGUGCUUGAUUAACAAUUUCUGUAGACUUUUCUAAGACAGUCAGUUUUCUUAGGUAUGUGGGAACAUAAUACAUGUAAAGAGAAUUUGCUUGAAAGAUUUAACUUAAAGACUGUUUCAUUAUUAGAGGAUGAAAAUUAGUGGGUGAUGGGGUACCUAUAAGACCAAUGAAAAUUGAGGCACAAUGAGUUCUACCUAGUCCAUUGUAACAUAUCAGUUUGAGUCUACUGGUUAUAGUGCAAAAUACAUGUACCUCUAAUCAUGUUUCUGUCCUAAUGUGUUCUUUACAUUUUCAAUAUUUCGUUAAAUAAAGAGAAAAUGUUAUAUUAAUUUCAUCAGUGAUUGCGGAGAUCUCACUACUGUGGAAUAUGUUAUGAAUAUGCCUCUGGGUACAAAUAAUUAAAUUUUAUUGAAAUCUUAAUAUUAACCUUUCAGUUGAUGCUAUAGAUGUCAUACAUUUUUGAUGGGUUAGUAAUAUACUGGUAUGUUCUAUCGUAGUCCAUUGUGGGCAGCUGUUGGGAAAAAUCCAUGGUGUUGUACUUUUCCAUAUUAUUUUGUGAACUUUUUUUUACCACAAUGUUUCUAAUUUUAUUAGGAAAGAAAGCAACUCCAACAUUUUUUAAAUUCAGACCUUGGCAAAACUAUUUGUUAUUUAUAAAUAAACAUGGUCUUUCAAUAUUCAUGUAAUUAAUACAUUUACUUGUUGUUAUCCAGAUAUUAUACACAGUAUAUUUGUAUUUGGAAUAAUUUCACUUUAAGUAUUUCAACUGGUAAAUCAUAUGCAAACUCUUUUAGUAAAAGUAUAUUUCUUGUUAAAUCAUAUAUGGGCAUAUAUUGCAUAUGUGAUUUUUUGUUAUUGACACAUAAAAAUAAAUAAAU
This is a messenger RNA of Magallana angulata, 6078 nucleotides long. RefSeq names its product kinesin-like protein KIF16B. The transcript is spliced from 34 exons. Gene Ontology annotation, biological process: microtubule-based movement. Bases 135 to 4154 code for a protein of 1339 amino acids. The record is from RefSeq and is a predicted model, not a curated record. Lineage: Eukaryota; Metazoa; Mollusca; Bivalvia; Ostreida; Ostreidae. Gene Ontology annotation, molecular function: ATP binding; phosphatidylinositol binding; microtubule motor activity.